Oncorhynchus gorbuscha (pink salmon) is the source of this 905-nucleotide messenger RNA. RefSeq names its product mediator of RNA polymerase II transcription subunit 11-like. Gene Ontology annotation, molecular function: transcription coregulator activity. Bases 200 to 544 code for a protein of 114 amino acids. Lineage: Eukaryota; Metazoa; Chordata; Actinopteri; Salmoniformes; Salmonidae. The record is from RefSeq and is a predicted model, not a curated record. Gene Ontology annotation, biological process: regulation of transcription by RNA polymerase II. The transcript is spliced from 3 exons. Gene Ontology annotation, cellular component: mediator complex.
GUUAUUUCUAUGCGCCCUUUCUCAGAAGGGCUUUUGAUCAUGUUCGCUUUCUUUAGUGUGUAGUUUUGACACGAAUGAGUUUGGCAGCAUUUUUGGAUUAAUGCAUUGAGUUAACGAACUGUUAGCUACGAUAUUGUGCCGUAGCCGUUUCUGUGAAGAUUCGUUUCUCUGAUUGUAUUACUCCCAGUGAGUGAAAGUGAUGGCGAAUGACCGACUGAGAGCUUUGGAGGAGGUUGAGAAUCAAAUUGCAACGAUUCUGCAGUGCGCCGGUAACAUCGUGUUGGAGCUGUCUAAAGACAAGCACAAUGCCAGUUUCCUGGACAGACAGCUUAGUCAGUUUACUGGCUCGGUCAGCAGAGUGGAGACUGAACUCAGCUCACAGAUCAAAUACCUCACACAGGUUGCCACAGGCCAGCCCCACGAAGGCUCCACAUACUCAGCUAGGAAGGACUGUCAGAUGGCCCUGAACAGAGCAGAGUACGCCAGGGUCAAACUGGGAGAGCUGGGACGCACCUGCGAAGUCAUGCUGGAUCCUCAACCCUGAGAGAAAACAGUCACACCAGAACGAUGGUCGGGAGAGUGCAGUCGGUGGACGUAUCCAUGACUUGUUGUCACCGUGGUGUGUUAGCACCACCUGCCGCAGAGAGAUGGGGUCUGAAAUACUUUUCUUUUGUUUUUUCAUUUUUCUAUGAUAUUAGUCAGAAAAUGUAUCUGGCUAUGUUUUGUAAUAAAGUUAGUGUUUCAUUACAUUUUCCUAUUUGUUUGAUACAUUCCUUCAUAUUGUAUACACACAGUACACACUAACAAAUAAACACACUGAGACCUGUUUUGUAUGUUAACUGUUUUUAAAAAUUGACAUUUUCUAAAAUGCAGUACAAAAUAAAGAAGCGACAUAUAUUCUCCAA